GACGUCUGUAACUUCAAAGAUUGUUUCCCUCUUUCUGCUGAGGAGGAUCCAACUGCAUCCAUUCGUGUGACUGGCUUUAACGACCUUAAAUGUAGCAAACAGAAAAGAGUGGAAAAAACCUGUGGGAUUCCAUUUAACUUUUUCAUACCAUCUCUGCCAAGGGCUACGUCUUUCAUCAACACGCCAAACCGCUCAGUGGUACGCAGGCCUUUCCCUCUGGCCCAUGGAACCACAACCCUGGGUUUCAUCUUCCAAGGUGGGGUCAUCGCAGCGGCGGACACGCGCGCCAGUGCUGGGGGGCUUGUUGCCUGUCCAGCGGUUCAUAAGAUUACACCUGUUCACUCCCAUUUAGUGGUCACCUCCUCAGGCAGCGGAGCGGACUGCAUGUUGUGGGAGCGUAUUCUGAUCAGAGAGCUCAGGCUCUACCAGCUGCGUCACAGGCGUCGCCUCUCCAUACGUGGGACUGCCAAGCUUCUCUCAUUCAUGCUGCAUCCCUUCAAAGGCACCGACGUGUGUGUAGCUCUCACUCUGUGCGGAUGGGAUAAGGAAGAGGAGGCCCGAGGCACUUCAAAAUCUGAUGAUGAAGGCACUUCAGCUGUUGUUAGAGACCAAGAUGUUCCUUACACAGCAUAUUCUCCAUCCUCUAACGGUGGCCCGAAACUUAUUUAUGUGUGCAGUGAUGGGGCCAGACUGCAGGGAGAGGUCUUCUCCGUGGGCUCAGGUUCUCCCUAUGCGUACGGAGUCCUGGAUGGGGGCCUCAGUUGGAGCUUGUGUAAAGAGGAAGCAGUCGCCUUGGCAAGAGAGGCAGUGUUCAGAGCCACUCACAGGGAUGCCUACUCUGGAAAUAACGUUGAUCUUUUCCACCGGAAGUUGCUUGUUCAUCACACACUUUCAAAGAUGGCUCUUGCUAAUCUAUUGAGCAGCGAAUGUGAGGAUUUUUCACUUGAUUAUCGCCAGCCCUUGGCUUUUGGUUAUGGAUCCGGACAGAACGGUCUGGAAUCAGAGGCUUUGCCCGGAGAAAGCCUAAGUUUUUCUGUUAAAAACCCGCUCGUUGACGGAGACGAGUGCGGAGUUGAGAGGAAAAUAGAGUUACUGCACGGAACAACCACCCUAGCGUUUAAAUUCCAGCAUGGAGUUAUUGUUGCGGUGGACUCUCGGGCCACGGCGGGCUCCUACAUCGCUUCGCAAACGGUGAAAAAGGUGAUCGAGAUCAACCCCUACCUGCUGGGCACCAUGGCCGGAGGAGCGGCCGACUGCAGCUUCUGGGAGCGCCUGCUGGCCCGCCAGUGCCGCAUCUACGAGCUUCGCAACAAAGAACGCAUCUCGGUGGCAGCCGCCUCCAAGCUGCUGGCCAACAUGGUGUACCAGUACAAGGGCAUGGGCCUCAGCAUGGGAACCAUGGUCGGCCUGCGGCAGGACCUGAGCGUGGAGGAGGCCUGCGAGCUGGGCCGCCGCGCCAUCUACCAGGCCACCUACCGCGACGCCUACAGCGGGGGGCAGGUCAACCUCUACCACGUCCACAGCGAGGGCUGGACCCGGGUCUCCCAGGACGACGUCCUGGUCCUGCACCAGCAGUACAGGGAGCAGGCCUAG
Molecule: messenger RNA, 1593 nt
Organism: Menidia menidia (Atlantic silverside)
Lineage: Eukaryota; Metazoa; Chordata; Actinopteri; Atheriniformes; Atherinopsidae
Source: the annotation of a GenBank genome assembly